This is a messenger RNA of Danio rerio (zebrafish), 1361 nucleotides long. NCBI's taxonomy places the organism in Eukaryota, Metazoa, Chordata, Actinopteri, Cypriniformes, Danionidae. The record is from RefSeq and is a predicted model, not a curated record.
UGUCUUCAAACCUGCACACACCCACUCACACACUAGUUGACUGACAGGAGUUUUGCAAGGGUUGCUCGGGAUUUUCCACACCUCAGCUGACUUUUUACACUCAUGCCAUUUAAAUGAAAAUGCUACAGAGAAUAGAAACUGAAACAGAUAAAAACAUCGAAAACAGAAAGCAAGUCGCGUUUCAAAACAUUGUUGCUCUCGCGCUUUACACCACGCAGCAAUGCUCUUAAUGGUAACCUUCGCUUUUCUUGUCGCUUUAUCCUGGGCUUUUCCAACGGAUCUAGUAAUUCAGUUCGAGCGCAGUGUGGUGAACGGGACGGUCGUGGAGAGGAUCUUUGUCAAUGAUGCACAUUUAAAGGGACACCAACCUGUUGUCAGACCCAUUCAAGAUGAAGUCCUAAAGACGAUGGUGGAGAAUAGUCACAAAACAGCAGGUUAUGCCACUUAUAUACGCCUGAGAGAAUGCAAAUUUCGAGGAUAUCAGGUCCUGCAACUGUCCGACCGGUUUCAGCUCGAUGGCAGAGAUUAUCUGAUAUUAGAUCCACAAACUGAUUCUUGGAUAAUGCAGAUGCCAGAGCUGCAUGAUCUAAAGCAGCCGUCAAUGCCCGAGGCCGAAUCUACGAGUCUGGAGAAAAUUCACCUGAAAGACGAAUGUGAAGAAUUGAUCAAGGAGAUGAACGACACUCAAAAUCAAGAGGGUUUUGAUGUGCUACGCGUGAUUGCUCCAGUUCUUUCCAUGUUUUUCUUCGUCGGAUUCAUCUUUAUAAGCUUUCUUAUGUUCAAACGACAUGGUCAACAUCCAGGAGGUGUUUUAGGGUCAAUUGUCCACUAUCCACCUUUUCAUACAGUGCCUUCGGACGGACAGAGUCAAAAAAACAUUGAUCAAGUUCCUGUGCUGAAGUGUCCACAUUAACAAUUGUCUAACCAGACCAGCCCAACCACAUUACUCCAAAAAGAGUCCAGUCUUUCUCCUGAAUGCACAAGUCUUAAAGAGGUAGUUAAAAUUUUAAAUUCUGUAAUCAUUUAACCAUCUUGUUCCAAAACCCAACUGAGCUUCAUUCUUCUGUUAAACACAAAGGAAGAUAUAAUGAAGAAUGUUGGUGGGAAAUAAAAAACUGUCAUUGACUUCAAUAAUAUUUUUGUGUUCCUACUAUGGAUGUUAAUGGCUGCUUUUCCUCACAUUUUUCAGAAUAACUUGUUUUGUGUUUGACAUUAGAACGAAAAGUUUUGAAUCACUUUAGUGAGAUUAAAAGGUGAGGAUAUUUUCAUUUUGGGUGAACUAUCAUUUUAAGGACAACUCACAACUUUCAUCAGAAUAUACUGUCAAGUUUUGUUGAUCAUAAACUCACCAAAUGACAACC